Messenger RNA from Chanos chanos (milkfish), 1042 nucleotides. RefSeq names its product tumor necrosis factor receptor superfamily, member 9a (gene tnfrsf9a). Gene Ontology annotation, molecular function: signaling receptor activity; protein binding. The transcript has 8 exons. The record is from RefSeq and is a predicted model, not a curated record. Bases 108 to 965 code for a protein of 285 amino acids. Lineage: Eukaryota; Metazoa; Chordata; Actinopteri; Gonorynchiformes; Chanidae. Gene Ontology annotation, biological process: regulation of cell population proliferation.
CUGCAGAUGCCUCACAGUGCAGCCGACAAAUUGCUGAAUUACUUCCGACACUUGGAAAGUCCGUGGUAAAAACGCAAGCUGCAGGUGCCCAGUGAGUGAGAGCAAACAUGCAUCUCCUACAUCUGGUCUUCCUUGGAUUGUGUCAUAUCCUAAUCAUCAGCAGUGUAAACAGCACCUGUGCUGAUUGGAUACCGUCUGGUAAUGAUGUCUGCUGUCAGAAAUGUAGUCCUGGAUAUCGUUUGAGAUCACAAUGCGGACCAGACCGCAAUACACUCUGCGUUCCCUGUGAACCUAAUAACUAUAUAACAAACCCUCGUCUGCGCUACUGCCGCAGAUGCACCCAGUGCAUAGGUCCACAAAUUGUGGUAAAGGAGUGCACUGCAAGCAGUGACACGGUGUGUGGAUGUAGAAAAGGGCUACACUGCGGCGACAAUGACUGCUCCUUCUGUGUGGUCGAAUGUGGGAAAGGCCAAGAACCGACAGAGAUGCGUUCUUGCCGAGGAUGUCCACAAGGGACGUUCAAUGACAAGAUCCAUCACAAGUGCACUCCUUGGAGAGCAAGCUGUCCUGAUGGGCAGGUCAUUGUGGCUAAAGGGGAUGCAUUUAGUGACAUCAAGUGCAAUAGCACCUCAGGACGAGAAGAGAACAGCGUGGAACCCUCUAGUCCUUUACUCUUGCCUACGGGCAACAAGAUUGGUGAAGGUAACAGAGAAUUGACGGUGGUUUGGAUCGGUGCUGGGUCUGCGGUUGUUCUUAGUGUCUUUAUUGGAGUAGUGGUCUUUGCUCUUAAAACGGAUAAAGUGAGAAAAAAGCCUGUAACAGCUGUCAAAGAGGAGCUCAGAAAAAUGGAGGUGGAACAGGAAGACCGUAGGGAAGACUGUAGUUUCCAUCAGCCUGAACAGGAGCAGGGGAGCUUGGAUUCUCUUGUCUCACAGGACUCUGAGGCUAAAAUCUUGCCUGUGUGAGGACUUGCUUCUGCCCCCCUCCACUUGACCAAACUGAUCGGCAGCUGUGUUGCCAAAUCUGCCCACGGCGAAUCAAA